AUGCAACAUAUUCACCUCCCAUUCGGAGGUUCUCUAUGGGAGUUAUCUGGUUACCACUGUUGCCCCAUCCUCAGGAGCAGACACAGCCUCUUCACACUCCCAUUUUGCAGCAUUAGACUAUGGAUUAUUCUUGGCAUUUUAACGUUUCCAUGGUGUGUCCAAUGUCAGGUUUUCAAAGUGGGUGUCUUAGGGCCUUGGAACUGUGACCCUUAUUUCGCCAAAGCACUACCUGCUGUUGCGUCCAGACUGGCCGUCAGUCGCAUAAAGGAUUUCAGUUUAGAUCUGGGCUGUACGAUGGACUUCGUCAUCCUUCAAGAGGAAUGCGAAACAUCUAAAGCAUUGACUUCCUUUAUACAAUAUGAGAGUGUUGUGGAUGCGUUUGUAGGCCCUACAAAUCCAGGAUAUUGCAAUGCAGCGUCUCUUUUGGCCAAGAACUGGGACAAAGCUAUAUUUUCAUGGGCGUGCAUUAACUAUGAGUUAGACCGGGUCCAGGGCUACCCAACAUUUGGGCGAACUUUACCAUCUCCAACAUUGGUGCUGUAUAGCGUGCUGAAGUACUUCAGAUGGGCUAAUAUAGGCAUUGUUUCUUCUAAUGAGGAUAUAUGGAUUGACACUGCCGCCAAAGUGGCCAAUGCUCUCAGAAACCAGGGGCUGUCUGUUGCUAUUGUUGCGUCCACAGGGAAUAACGACACCAUGACGGAGAACACACUGUUGAGCAUCCAAAAUGCAGGGCAGAUAAAAGUCAUCAUUAUGUGCAUGCACUCAGCUCUCAUUGGAGGAGAGCAACAAGCAUCUUUCCUGAUGAAGGCUUAUGAUAUGGGCCUGACAAAGGGUCGCUAUGUGUUCUUACCAUACGACACUCUCCUGUACAGCCUGCCGUACAGCAACACCACCUAUUUCCCACUACAAAACAACACAAAACUACGCCAAGCAUAUGAUGCUGUACUCACCGUCACCAUGGAGUCUGAUUUGAUGUCAUUCAACGAAGCGUUUAAUAUGGCCAAAUGGCUAGGAGAGCUAACAGUGUCACAAGAGCCACAACAGGUCUCUCCACUCUUUGGUACUAUCUACAACAGUUUGUACCUCAUUGCCAAGUCCAUGCACAAUACCAGAAAAGCAGGUAAGCGGCUCUCUGGGACCAACUUGGCCUUCUUCACAAAGAACAUCACGUUUACUGGAUUCAACCAGAAUAUUCGCAUGGACCCCCAAGGUAAUGGAAAAACCAGCUAUGUGAUCUUGGACACUGAUGGCUGGGGAGCUCAGCUGUAUCGUUGCUUUCAAGUGGACCUGACCUCAGACAUGGUCCUGUUUGCCGGCUCACCCAUUAAUUUUCCCGGAGGCUCCCCGCCACCUUCAGAUUCGAGCUGCUGGUUUGACCCCAAUGCUAUCUGCACGGGAGGUGUGGAAAUAACAUAUGUCAUCAUAGCAUUCGUGAUUGUAUUAAUUUUAGUUCUUGGUUCUAUGGGAAUAACUCUACUCAUAAGGAGGCGAAUCCAGCAAAUUCAGAUGAUUAAAGGGCCCAACAGAAUCUUACUUACUCUUGAAGACCUAACCUUCAUCAACCCUCAGCUGAGCAGGAGGAAAAUCACCCUUGAUGAUCUUACCGAUUCAAAAAGUUACAUUGAGGAAAAAAGCACAGGUGGCCGUUCCCGCUCCGUCAACAGUAUGGCAACGGCUACACAUGAAACCUCAAAUGUGGCCGUCUAUGAGGGUGACUGGGUUUGGCUAAAGAAAUUUAAGGAGGGACACUUCAAAGAGGUUAAACAAAGCACCACAAAAAUCUUUACCAAGAUGAAGGACCUACGAAAUGAAAAUGUCAAUCCAUUUCUGGGAUUCUUCAACGAUUGUGAGAUGUUUGCCAUCGUCACUGAACACUGUUCUCGAGGGAGUCUACACGACCUCAUUCGUAAUGAAGAUGUCAAACUGGACUGGAUGUUUAAAUCUUCCUUAGUUCUGGAUCUAAUUAAGGGCAUGAAAUAUCUUCAUCACAGGGAUUUUUCUCACGGGCAGCUAAAAUCUCGUAAUUGUGUAGUAGAUGGACGUUUUGUUCUAAAGAUCACAGAUUAUGGUUACAAUGAGAUCCUCGAGAACCAGAAAGCUCCAAAAGAGAUCCCGCCUCCGGAGGAUCUCUUCUGGACAGCACCAGAACUGCUUAGAGAUCCACAAAAUUCGAGGAAAGGUACAUAUAAAGGAGAUGUAUAUAGCUUUUCAAUUAUUCUUCAAGAAGUUGUUGUCAGAAGAGGUCCUUACUGCAUGCUCGGCUUGUCUCCUGAAGAGAUAAUAAGGAAGGUGAAGAAACCUCCGCCCAUGUGCAGACCCACAGUGGCUCCAGAUCAAGCUCCAUUGGAAUGUAUUCAGCUUAUGAAACAGUGCUGGAGUGAACAACCUGACAGAAGACCUUCUUUUGAUGAGAUCUUUGAUCAGUUCAAACUCAUCAACAAAGGCAAAAAGACCAAUAUCAUUGACUCCAUGCUGCGGAUGCUGGAGCAGUACUCCUCUAACCUGGAGGACCUGAUCAGAGAAAGAACAGAGGAGCUGGAGGUGGAGAAGCAGAGGACAGAGAAACUUCUAUCUGAGAUGCUUCCACCUUCUGUGGCAGAAGCUCUGAAAACCGGCGUCUCCGUGGAGCCAGAGUACUUCGAUCAGGUCACCAUCUACUUCAGUGACAUUGUGGGCUUUACCACCAUCUCAUCCCUCAGCGAUCCAAUCGAGGUUGUAGACCUUCUCAAUGACCUUUACACUCUAUUUGAUGCUGUGCUGGGCAGCCACGAUGUCUACAAGGUUGAAACCAUUGGAGAUGCUUACAUGGUGGCUUCAGGCCUUCCAAAGAGGAAUGGUAACAAGCAUGCGGCUGAGAUCGCAAAUAUGUCCUUGAACAUUCUUAGCUCUGUGGGUUCCUUCAAGAUGAGGCACAUGCCGGAAGUUCCGGUCAGGAUACGGAUUGGCAUACACUCGGGGUCGUGUGUUGCCGGGGUCGUGGGUCUAACUAUGCCUAGAUACUGCCUUUUUGGAGACACAGUCAACACCGCCUCUCGUAUGGAAUCUACAGGGUUGCCUUACAGAAUUCACGUGAAUAUUAGUACAGUAAACAUUCUCCGGUCACUGAACGACGGGUACAAAAUAGACGUUAGAGGGAAGACUGAGCUGAAGGGAAAAGGUGUUGAAGAAACUUACUGGCUUGUUGGAAAAUCUAAUUUCACAAAGCCUUUGCCAAAUCCACCAGCGAUCAAACCAGGAGUCAACUGGCAAGACAUGGUGACCGAGGAAAUCAAGUCAAUAUUCCGCAAGGCCAAGAGACAAGUGGACAAGCCCAAAAUCUGAGAAGCAAAACGGCAUUAAAAUAACCACGAUGGAGAUGACAAGUUGCAGUGGAG
Triplophysa dalaica is the source of this 3374-nucleotide messenger RNA. It is a transcript of the gene gucy2f, whose product is annotated as guanylate cyclase 2F, retinal. Gene Ontology annotation, biological process: intracellular signal transduction; protein phosphorylation; receptor guanylyl cyclase signaling pathway. Lineage: Eukaryota; Metazoa; Chordata; Actinopteri; Cypriniformes; Nemacheilidae. Gene Ontology annotation, molecular function: peptide receptor activity; guanylate cyclase activity; ATP binding. The record is from RefSeq and is a predicted model, not a curated record.